GUAAUUUUGCACAAAAUAUUUUGCACAUUAUACAAGAAAUAUUUUGUAUUUUAUAAGCAUCUCGUCGAGGUGCUUUUGUAAAAUCAAAAUCUUUUGUCACCUUUAGUUCAAGUUCAUCCGCCGGAGAGAGCAAUGGACAACAGUGCAAUUUUGGUGUUGAUUAUAAAGCUGAUUCAACAAGAACAGUUUGUAAGUGCGAAUAGGGAGGUGUUAAGACACUUGAGAAACUCAUGUGAUCCUUUUGCUGUGUCGGAUGAAAUUUUUAUGGGAAAGUUUCGUCUUUCCCCGGCGGCAGUUUGUGAGUUGAUUACUAAACUCCAGCCCCAUGAUCAGGAUUAUGGAUCGGAAAUUUCUUUCCCAAUUCAAGUACUUGCUGCGCUCAAUUUUUUUGCAAAAGGCAGUUUUCAAACAGAAGUUGGGCUAAACAACGCAAUAAAUAUUAGUCAACCAAUGGUAUCUAUUUAUGUGAAAAAGAUAUCAUCUAUGAUAGUUUCACAUAUGAGUGACUAUAUUAAAUUUCCUCGGUCCAAUGAAGAAUUGGCUGAACUGAAAGCCGGAUUCCAGCAUAAGCAUGGUCUUCCCAAUAUCCUCGGGAUUAUAGAUGGAACGCACAUUAGAAUAAUUGCCCCUAAGAAAACGGACCCAUAUCGUCAUCCUCGUCACUACAGAAACCGUAAAAUGUUUUAUAGUAUUAAUGUAGAAGUGAUAUGCGAUUCAGAACUUCGAUUUCUCUCAGUAAAUGCUAGAUUUCCUGGGGCAUGCCACGAUAGUGGUAUUUGGAUGACAUCCCGUGUUCGAGAUUUUUUGCAAGAGAAAUGGUUAGAAGGCAACCAACAAAUGCACCUCUUAGGUGAUGCAGGGUACCCCAGCGAACCAUGGUUACUAACGCCAUACAGAAACGUAAAUACAAAUAUACAGAGGUACUACAACAAAAUGCAAGUAGAGACACGGAAAAACAUAGAAAGAUCAUUUGGGAUAAUGAAAAACACUUUUAAGUGUAUUGACAGCAGCCGUCGGUUGAACUAUGAACCGAAAUCAGCAGCACGCAUUAUAAACUCUUGUUUCAUAUUGUACAACUACAUGAAAUACAAUGACAUCCCUCUAUUGGAAAACGAUCCUAAUCGUCACAUUGAAGUGGGCAAUGAUGCGAUAAUAAAUCAACGGAUGAUCACAGAAAGAGGACAUGAAGUACGUGACCAAUACGCUCAAAAUCUUUACUCGCAAUGGAACAUAAGGGAAUAAAAGAAAACAAAGAACUAGUAGAUGGGAUCAAAGCAAGAAUUAAAAAAACUAGAA
Lutzomyia longipalpis is the source of this 1296-nucleotide messenger RNA. Its product is annotated as putative nuclease HARBI1. The coding region runs from base 133 to 1242 and encodes 369 amino acids. Lineage: Eukaryota; Metazoa; Arthropoda; Insecta; Diptera; Psychodidae. The record is from RefSeq and is a predicted model, not a curated record. The transcript is spliced from 3 exons.